AUGCUCAAUUUCGUUUACCUGCAGAGCAAGAAUGCCGACAAUAAGGUAUUCGCCGUCGUUCGCACCCCGGAGUCUGCGGCCCAACUGCAUUCGCUCGCAUCGACGCGAUCGAACGUGUUCACGGUCAAGGGCGACUUCGACAGCGUGGAUUCUCUCAAGGCGAGCAUGCUAGCAGUGACCAACGCAUUCGUCGUCGGAAAGCUUGAUGUCCUCAUACCCAACGGUGCCCUCAUGAUUUCCCAACACUUCGGUGUGACCCUGGACAACCCCGACCCCCAAAGCCUCGAAGAGGAACUCGUGGCCGGCGUACGCCCCCUCUCCGCUCGCCGAGUCGUCGACCAUCCGACGAAGCAGAUCCUAGCGAUCUCCUCAGCCCUCGCCGACAUCGACUUCGUGCGCGAGAUCGAGCUGGGCAUGGAUAUCGCGUACGCCGCGUCCAAGGCGGCGCUGAACAUGGUCGCCACCCAGUUCGCCGUCGUGCUCAAGCCCGAAGGCUUCACCGUGCUCUCGAUCAGCCCCGGGUACGUGAACACCUUCACCGAGGACCCCAGUACGUGCCGCUUCGCUCUGUUCGACGGGAGACGGGGGGCUGAUUCAGUACGGCAGGUGGCAGCCACGUUCAAAAGGGUUGCGCCGGACUUCGACGAGAACCCGCGGACGCCAGCAGAUGCCGUGUCGAUGGUGCUGGACGUGCUGAACCGAAGCGGGCCAGAGCAGAGCGGCUCUUUCGUGUCGCAGUACGGCAACAAGGAAUGGAUCUGA
Messenger RNA from Epithele typhae, 762 nucleotides. RefSeq lists its product as uncharacterized. Gene Ontology annotation, molecular function: oxidoreductase activity, acting on the CH-OH group of donors, NAD or NADP as acceptor. The transcript is spliced from 4 exons. The record is from RefSeq and is a predicted model, not a curated record. Lineage: Eukaryota; Fungi; Basidiomycota; Agaricomycetes; Polyporales; Epitheliaceae. Bases 1 to 762 code for a protein of 253 amino acids.